AUGUCUUUUAAUGAGUACAAGGAGUAUAUAGAGGAAGGCGACUUGGUACUUGCGUGGUUGAGUCGCGACAAUUUCAAGCCAAUUUACAUUGGUGCAAAUGACAAUUUAAACACUAGAUAUGGCAGUUUCCCCCACAGUUUAAUGAUUGGUCAAAGAUAUGGUUCCCAGAUAUCUUCAAAAUCAGGCAAAGGUUUUGUAUACCUAUUGGCUCCAACUCCUGAGCUAUGGACAUUGUCUUUACCUCACAGAACCCAGAUUGUCUACACUCCAGACUCCUCAUAUAUAAUCCAAAGAUUGAAUAUAUCCUCAAACUCAAGAAUAAUUGAGGCUGGAACAGGAUCCGGAUCGUUUUCUCAUGCCUUUGCAAGGUCAGUGGUCAACGAUGAAAGAAAUAAUGGAUUGGUGUUUUCUUAUGAAUUCCAUCAAACCAGAUAUGAAAAGGCUCGAAUUGAAUUUGAAAGCCAUAAACUCUUGAACAAUAAGAUCAUACUAACUCAUCGAGAUGUUUGCAAAAAUGGGUUUCAAGUGAAUAAUUUUCCGGAAAAUAAGAACAUAAAUAAUGCUAUCAAUGGUGAUCGAAAUGGAAACACUCAGAUGAAUGUCACUGUCAUAUUCUUGGACUUGCCAUCUCCUUGGGAUGCAAUUCCUCACUUGGAUAAAGUUAUUACCCAAGAGCAUGAAGCCAGAAUUUGCUGUUUUUCUCCCUGUAUCGAGCAGGUGGAGAGAACUAUUCGAGCAUUGAGUUCCAAUAGAUGGGUCCAAAUUGAAAUGGUCGAAGUCCAGUCAAAAAGCUGGAAGUCUCAUAAGAUGAUGAUAAAGGAUAUCGACGAUGUUGUCAACAGAUUAAAAGACAUCAAAAGAAGAAAAAUAAAUGGUAUACAGGAAUUGAAAGAAAAAAACGCUCGCAGAAAACGAAACUCUUCUGACCUAGAAGAGCUCCAACCAAAUUCUGAGGAGGGCAAAGAAGCACCAAAGCAAGAAAACAAAAAGGCUAGAGGCUUCAAUCCAUUUGGUCGUGGUUUGAGAGUGCUUGAAGGUGACGAGAAUUACAACUGGCUGAACAUAACAAGAAUGGAACCAGAAAUCAAGAGCCACACGAGUUACUUGACGUUUGCAUGCAAAGUCCCCGAAAACAAGAGUAAAUAG
This is a messenger RNA of Ascoidea rubescens DSM 1968, 1146 nucleotides long. It is a transcript of the gene GCD14, whose product is annotated as tRNA 1-methyladenosine methyltransferase subunit GCD14. Lineage: Eukaryota; Fungi; Ascomycota; Saccharomycetes; Ascoideales; Ascoideaceae. Gene Ontology annotation, cellular component: nucleus; tRNA (m1A) methyltransferase complex. Gene Ontology annotation, biological process: tRNA methylation. The transcript has a single exon. The coding region runs from base 1 to 1146 and encodes 381 amino acids. The record is from RefSeq and is a predicted model, not a curated record.